GUGGUAUAUGACUAAAGUGUCACAAUGAAACCCAUAAUUAUUAUUUCGGUCGCUUUAUUUGCACUUUUCGGCAAAGGAAUACAAACAAGAGUUAUUACUAAACAACCAGAUGGAAUAAUAGACACUAUCGGGGCGAAAAAUUUUACUGGAACAAAGGAUACUUUCGGGCAAACAGAUCGUAUUGAAACAAUACACACGAUUUGGUCAAAAGAUCCUACUGCAAGAAAAGACACUGUAGGGCAAAGAGGUUUUAUUGGAAAAGCGGACUCUACAGGAUCAAGAGAGCCGACAGAUCCAACCGAGCCGACAGACCCAACCGAGCCGACAGACCCGACCGAGCCGACAGAUCCGACCGAGCCCACAGAUCCAACCGAGCCGACAGAUCCAACAGAUCCAACCGAGCCGACAAAUCCAACCGAGCCGACAGAUCCCACCGAGCCGACAGAUCCAACCGAGCCGACAGAUCCAACCGAGCCGACAGAUCCGACCGAGCCCACAGAUCCAACCGAGCCGACAGAUCCAACAGAUCCAACCGAGCCGACAAAUCCAACCGAGCCGACAGAUCCCACCGAGCCGACAGAUCCAACCGAGCCGACAGAUCCAACCGAGCCGACAGAUCCGACCGAGCCCACAGAUCCAACCGAGCCGACAGAUCCAACAGAUCCAACCGAGCCGACAAAUCCAACCGAGCCGACAGAUCCCACCGAGCCGACAGAUCCAACCGAGCCGACAGAUCCAACCGAGCCGACAGAUCCGACCGAGCCCACAGAUCCAACCGAGCCGACAGAUCCAACAGAUCCAACCGAGCCGACAAAUCCAACCGAGCCGACAGAUCCCACCGAGCCGACAGAUCCAACCGAGCCGACAGAUCCAACCGAGCCGACAGAUCCGACCGAGCCCACAGAUCCAACCGAGCCGACAGAUCCAACAGAUCCAACCGAGCCGACAAAUCCAACCGAGCCGACAGAUCCCACCGAGCCGACAGAUCCAACCGAGCCGACAGAUCCAACCGAGCCGACAGAUCCGACCGAGCCCACAGAUCCAACCGAGCCGACAGAUCCAACAGAUCCAACCGAGCCGACAAAUCCAACCGAGCCGACAGAUCCCACCGAGCCGACAGAUCCAACCGAGCCGACAGAUCCAACCGAGCCGACAGAUCCGACCGAGCCCACAGAUCCAACCGAGCCGACAGAUCCAACAGAUCCAACCGAGCCGACAAAUCCAACCGAGCCGACAGAUCCCACCGAGCCGACAGAUCCAACCGAGCCGACAGAUCCAACCGAGCCGACAGAUCCGACCGAGCCCACAGAUCCAACCGAGCCGACAGAUCCAACAGAUCCAACCGAGCCGACAAAUCCAACCGAGCCGACAGAUCCCACCGAGCCGACAGAUCCAACCGAGCCGACAGAUCCAACCGAGCCGACAGAUCCGACCGAGCCCACAGAUCCAACCGAGCCGACAGAUCCAACAGAUCCAACCGAGCCGACAAAUCCAACCGAGCCGACAGAUCCCACCGAGCCGACAGAUCCAACCGAGCCGACAGAUCCAACCGAGCCGACAGAUCCCACCGAGCCGACAGAUCCAACAGAUCCAACCGAGCCGACAAAUCCAACCGAGCCGACAGAUCCCACCGAGCUCACAGAUCCAACCGAGCCGACAGAUCCAACCGAACCAACAACUCCAACUCCAGCAGCUAUUAAAUGUUACGUGUGUGAAAUGUUGAGUAAUCCGUGCUCAAAUGGUUAUUUUAAAGACAACACAAAAACCUGCGGAGAAGAAACCAGUACUACGGUAGUAACAACUACGAGAGAGGAUGAUCCUGAAUACAAAUGUUACACUCAGAUAAGUGAUGAAGGUAUAUUAAGAGGAUGUAAGAAAAAGGCUGAUUUUAAGGCAUGUGAAGAGGAUGAGAACUGCGAAUUGUGCUCUUAUGAUUUAUGCAAUUCUGGAAUUGUAACAUCAGGAACGGUAAUCAUGACGGCGCUCUUAGGACUUUCUCUAUACUUUGUUAGCUAAUUAAUACUUAGAAUAAUUAAUUUUUAUGUCUUGCACAUUGUUAUUAUUUCAA
Messenger RNA from Onthophagus taurus, 2068 nucleotides. RefSeq names its product proteoglycan 4-like. The record is from RefSeq and is a predicted model, not a curated record. NCBI's taxonomy places the organism in Eukaryota, Metazoa, Arthropoda, Insecta, Coleoptera, Scarabaeidae.